This is a messenger RNA of Sinocyclocheilus rhinocerous, 1945 nucleotides long. RefSeq names its product rap guanine nucleotide exchange factor 6-like. The transcript is spliced from 4 exons. The record is from RefSeq and is a predicted model, not a curated record. NCBI's taxonomy places the organism in Eukaryota, Metazoa, Chordata, Actinopteri, Cypriniformes, Cyprinidae. Bases 95 to 745 code for a protein of 216 amino acids.
GACAGAGACGCCCGCAAACUCUCCAGCCGACUGCAGUCAGCCCGGCACGAGUUCAUCUUCAGCUCAACACCUUGUCGUGAGGGAGACCAGCUUCAUGUUCUCCAGCAGCGCGGAGGAGCUGACGGUGCCCGAGCAAACCUCCGUCUCUGAGCUGGCCGACAGCGGCCGCGGGAGCUGGACCUCCUGCUCUAGUAACUCCCACGACAACCUCCAGACUCUUCCAGGCCAGCGAGCUCUGGACCUGCUCAACCAUCGCCACACGCCCAUGGGUGGCCCGAUCGCCGAGGUGGAGAUCGGCCCGGGUUUGCCAGAGGACAGCUGCUCCAGAGACGGAUCUGAGCUCAGUCAGUCCAGACAGAGCUGGACGUCCUGCAGUUCCCUGUCGGACACCUACGAGGGCAGCUACGGCACCGUCAAACGCAAGACACAAGAUCAGCAAAGCACAGACGCUUCGUACAAGACGAUCACGUCCAGCACAGAGAAGGGACUCAUAGUGUACUGUGUAACGUCACCCUGCAAAGACGAUAGGCUCAAAGCGCCGCCCCCGACUCCGCCGGGGUACCAAGGCCUGACGCUGGGCGACGCGCAGGACGGAGGAGCCUUGCGGCCGGCCCACGUAAAGCCGCCCGAGUAUAGCGUGGCCUUGCAGAGGUGCAAGCUGCGACACAGCCUGUCCAGACCGCCCAGUGUUACUCUCCAUUCUCACGCUGAUAGUGAGGAGGAUGAGCAAGUUUCUGCCGUGUGACUGGACGUCAGCGCUUCACGGACACUCCUGCGUUAAACUCCAGGUUCGUGCCAGAGAUGGUACUCUACAGGUUUGCAGCAUCUUUGAGGUCAUUUAACGACAAAACAAGCCUAUUCUUGAUCAUCGACCAACUCGAGACGGACGUUUUUUCAGUGACCGGUGAAGAAAGAUCUCGCAGAAAUGAAGCCUCCGCCGUCUCUCCAAAUGCUUCCUUAAGCUGACGUAUUAUUUUUCACCCACCUGUCACGCACUUUUCACCAUCCACUCAGUUCCUCUCGGAGAAAACCGAUUUGAUUGAGCGUCACACCGUGUGCAUGCAGCACCUCUUGUACCCAACACAGAUCAAACAUGCUUCAGAGACAAACCUUUAUGGUACUUUAAUGAUGCACACUCUUCUGGUUUGCUCGUGAAGUCGAACAAGCUUUGUGAGAUCAGGACGGAUCAUGAUUUCAGCAUCUGACGUGUUUACACACAUUCUCGGUUUACAGUGUUUCUUCUCGCUGAAAUACGCAUCGUGCUGCGUCUGCCUGUUUUUUUUACGCAAUAAGGAUGGUGCGGAUGCGUCGUCUGAUUUGUACAGUCUCAGCUAUUGGAUUUGCUACUCCUGUCGUUGUACAUAGUGAACGAGAUCGAUAUGCUUGUCAAGGGAAAAUAUAUUUAUAUGCUAGAUGUGCAUUUUCAUUCCUUGUUAGCUCAUGCUCUUUGGACGAGAAAUUUUGUAUAGAAUGCAAAAACGGUUUAAUAGCUGUUGCUCUCUGUAAGCAAAUAAAUACAUUUGUACAUGAACUAAACCUUAGAUGUAUAGGGUUGAAAUGAAACAAAUAAAUGUAUUAUAUUAAGGGACAUAACUGGAGUAUUACAUUUUUAUCAUUACCUGUCUGGACCCAGAUGCUUUUCUUCUUGUUAUUUUUUAGUAUGUGUUGUAUUGUCAACAGCAUUGAUUGUAUUAAUGAUAUAAGCAUAAGGGUUUUUUUACUGUAUGUUUUGUUGUAAAUUAAUGUUACUGAUCAUGUACAGCUGAGAAGAGAGUGCGCUAUAUAAACUGUAUUUUCACUAUUUUGUUGAAAUAAAUCUGGGGUUGUGGCUGCUCCUGUUACUGGGCAGAAGUUAUUCGUUUCCCUAAACUCUGCUAGUAAUGAUACGGGUUCAGUGUUACCGCCUUUCAAACUGCCUCAUCUUUGUACUUUUUGUUCAUAAAUA